GUUGGUACUUGGUAGCACCGAUCACAAAUUGUCAUUACUCAACGGCUGAUAUUUUUUUAAAACAAUCUUGUCUUUCGUCUUGCUGAUGGAUAUUUUUAAUUUUAUUAAUUUCGUUACUAUUUCUUACUUUUGAUAACAAUGGAAACUAAAACUACACAUAAUAAGCAAAGCAACCGAUUUUUGAAGCUUUCUUUGAAGAAAUCUAGACCAAAACCAAUUCAAGACAUACAUAAAGAGGACAAGAAUCCAGAUAUUAUAGUACUUGAUGAAUCUUUUGAUAGAUUACGAAAUGAUUUCCUUAGCCCAGCGAAAUCUAGCCAAAAAAUAUAUUCUCCAAUCACUAUCAAUGAUUCCUGUGAAAUGUCUUUCAAUGAUGAUCUACCUAAAAUCAAUUUUAAUGACCAUGAACCUAGCAGAAAUGGAAAUAUAUCCUUCAACUGUUCAAGAGAAGAAACAUCAUCAACGAAAAAAGGAUCACGACCAAGCAUCGGAGGAUGGUCACCUGCACAGCACAUCAUUUGUGCCACACCCAAGCAUGAUCCCACACCAUCAUCCCCCAGAGACGUAGCAAACGAAUCACAUGAACAGUGUUCGUUAAAGAAAAUACACUUAUCACAAAAGAAAAUACUUAACGAUUUAUAUGGAGAGCAAUGGAAAUCAAUACCAAAGUUAUUUAAAGCUAUUAAAGCGAAUUGUGAGAACUAUGACACUAUAUCAAAGAAAUUACAGUUUGACGAAGAUGAAAGUGAUAAAGAGAAUAUAAGACACGAUUUGAAGCAGAAUAAAAUGUUGUAUUUGACUGAUUCUGAAGCCAAACGAAGAGUUGAUAUGACUACGGAUUCUGAAAGAAAAUCUAAGAAAAAGUUGUACACUGAAAAAGUACCUAGUACUCCUGAAAUAGGAAAGAUUAAACCGAGGAAUGUUGCCAGUACAACGAAGAAAACGAAAGUGAAUAAGGCUAUGAGUGUAACGGAGAUGGUGGAAGUUAUGAAUAACGAUGUUGAUCUGUUAACAAAGAAAGUUCAGAAUGUUUGUGUUGCACCCGUAAUUAAAGAUGAUACGAGACUUAGCUUUAUUGGCUCUCUGGCAGAUGACAUACCAUCCUAUCGAUGUAACGUAGAAGCGCUACAAUACCAUGACAACUACAAGAAUCUAAAGGAACAGUUAGCUCGGAGGCUAUUUGUGGAAUUCAAUAAGAAUGUUUUUGACAAUGUCAUGGAAACUGACCUGCCUAUACUAUGGGAUCCUAGGUUUAGAACAACUGCUGGAACAACAACAAAUCGCAUGAUAAAGAAUGCGAAAGGCGAGCGUAUUAGGACCUCCACCAUAAAGCUGUCUACCAAGGUACUGGAUAGACCUCAGAGGCUAAGGGACACCCUUAUACAUGAGCUGUGCCAUGCUGCCACUUGGCUGAUUGACUUCGAGCUCAAAGCUGGACAUGGACCGCUGUGGAAUAAAUGGGCUAAGCGCGCUCUCAAAGUGUACCCUGAACUGGGCGAGAUAUCGAGAUGCCACGACAUGCAGAUACAUUACAAAUACUCCUACAAAUGUACCAAAUGUGGAUAUAGUGUAAAUCGCCACUCAAAAUCGAUAGACAUAACGAAAAAAUGCUGCGGCUAUUGCCACGGCAAGUUUGAGCUGGUUCUAAACAAGAAGAAUAAAGAUGGCGUCGUGGUGUCAACUCGGGCUAAAAAGCCAAAUUAUCAAGACUUUUCUAUGCACGUUAAUGAGAACUAUUCGAAGCUUAAUGACGGCACACGGACUUACGGAGAAGUUAUGAAGAUUUUAGCUGAACCGUUCUUAUGAGGGUAAUAAUUUGAUAUCAUUCUGUAUCUAUAGUUAUGUCUAGAGGUGGGUUAAACCUAGAGAGCGCGCUAGGCAAGCACCUUAUAGAUGCUAAUUAGUUUUGGCGUCGUUGCCACUCGUGGGCAGUUAGGUCCGCGCGUCUCUCGGCGCCUCUCUGUAAUCGCUCGCGCCCUAGGGAUAAUACGCCUCUGGUUAUGACUUAUAUCUACCAAGACGGCAGAAUGAUUCUGUAGUUUACUUUAGACAAUUUGUAAGUUAAUCAUUACUAUAAUAUGUACCUAGAUGUAAAAGUGUUAUAUAUUUUUUGAAAAUGUAAAUUUUAUUGGCUUGCCGUGUUUUUAGAUUAUGUAAGUAAAUCCGAUUAUUUGUAAUGAACACAUUUUGAAUGAAGUCCAACUCGAAUUGAGCAGCCAUGAUGAUUAAUGCUCGAACCUUCUCCGUGCGAGAAGAGGCUUUUAGUUAUAUUUACACAGGGUUAUAUUGAGGUAAACAAAUAUGUACAAGUUAAAUGUCUCGGAUUCAAUCGCCAAGUCGCGCAUAAUGUAAUAAAUGUAGUUACUAUCAUAUCACCGUUGAGUUCAUGCUUGCUAACAAUUUGGUAAUAGUUUUUAUUUAUUAAUUAUUGUCAAUUUUAAAACCAUGUCUGUUUGUAUGUUGAUACUUUUGUUACAUAUUAAUUGUAAUAGAUAACUUUAUAUAAUGUAUGUACACGAGUUUGUUAGGUAAGUAUAUGGUGUUAUUUAAUUAUUGAUUAUGUUUAAUACAAUAAUAUAUUAUAAUGUAUAAUUACAUAUAAUUAAUUUAGACUAAUUGUACUGGUUACAAUGAAUUUACACGACUGCCCAGAAAUGAGUGAUCAAGUGUUUCGACUGAAUCCAUUUUGUAAGAUUUGUAAGGAUGUUAAUAUAGACCGAUAUAUUUA
Messenger RNA from Spodoptera litura, 2728 nucleotides. RefSeq lists its product as uncharacterized. The record is from RefSeq and is a predicted model, not a curated record. Gene Ontology annotation, cellular component: nucleus. NCBI's taxonomy places the organism in Eukaryota, Metazoa, Arthropoda, Insecta, Lepidoptera, Noctuidae.